Molecule: messenger RNA, 1317 nt
Organism: Didymodactylos carnosus
Lineage: Eukaryota; Metazoa; Rotifera; Eurotatoria; Philodinida; Philodinidae
Source: the annotation of a GenBank genome assembly
AUGGAGAAUGGGGACUGGAAUGUUGUUAGUUUAACAAUAGACCGAACACUUUAUUUUGACAAAGACAAUCCAGGAAGAUAUGGUGAUUAUGAUUUGAAAGUUUUAGAAGAGAAAGAUGAAGAAUUCGGUAAAGUUAUACUAGUGAAAUGGGAAACCUCAAAAAUCGAAACAUCUGUGUUACGAAAGCAACAUUUAUUACAAACAAUGUUUGUCGAACCGAAAACAUCAGAAACAGCACAGCAAUCAUCAUCAUCGCUUCCAGCGAGAGGACUAACGGAGCUGACAACGGAUGAAACGGUUUUACCAUUAUCAGUCAUCCAAACUAGUUCUAUUAUUGAUCUAGAUGAUGAUAAAAAUUGUGGAAUAUCAUUCGAAAAUAUCAUGAGAUUAUCGAGUGAUCACUUUAUCCAAGACGAAUUAGAAGACGACGAUGACGAAGCAGUACUGAAAUGGAUAGAACCUGUUAAUGUCGUCAUUGACAAAAAUGAAGAGAAAAAGCUUAGUUAUUAUGAGCGCUCAAUGCUUAAUUAUCAACGAUUAAUUUGGGAUAAAUUAGAAAAUGUCACUACCAGAUUAUCUUCUGUCGAUCAAGGGUUAUCAUAUUUAUAUGGAAGACAAUCAAUGCCAACAAUCAUAAAAUUGUUGAAUGACAUGUAUUUGAUUGAUGUCCGACGAUUGGAUACACGAAUUUUGUCGUCGUUUGAAUCAGAGAAUAUGCGUUUGUUUUUUCGUUUUGUUGCAUUCUAUAUGGAGAACGAUUAUAGUUAUCGAUGGAAUAGUAUUAAAGAAUGGUUGUCUCUUUCACUUCGUCCCAGUUCAAUUGAAUACAAUUUACUUGGUUUUGGUAAACUAGACAAAAUGAAUAAACAAAAGAAAAUGAAAAUAAUUACAUCUCCGACGAAAUUUACAACAAAUAUUCAAUAUUGUAAUCGGUCAUCGCAUGUGACAUUUGACAACAGUCUAAAUGAUAAUGAUAAAAAUAUCAUCAUCGUAUUCGAAGCGACAACAUCCAAAAUAUAUUUUGUCAGCAAUAUUUUAGAUAAUCUAGCCAAUAGAAAUGAUAAAUACUCGAAAUCGAUGAAAAAACUAAUAUAUAAAUUGUGUCAGUUAGAAAGGCAAAUCUAUUAUUUAUCAUUUUAUUAUUCUAUAGGGCUUAAUCAGUUUUUCGGUGGCUUAAUUUUAUACGAAUUGUACCGAAGUCCAUCGAUUGAUACAGAUGAGCUGUUGAACAAAAUUAUGUCAUCGGAAGUCAUUUGUCGUUAUGUACCGUUAUUAUUUCGACUCUUCAAAAUGCAACAACUUAUUCUCACAUAUUAG